AGGUCGUCGUUUGAUGUCAUAAAAAUUCGGUAUUUUUGUUUGUGUGUGAUGACUGAUGAUAGUUCUAAAGUUCAGGUUCAUACAGUAUCGUUAUCAAGUUUUACUUAGUUGAUAAUUAAAGUAUAUUACGUAAGUUAGUAUAUACGACGGCUUAUGAAUUAUAACUAAUUCAUACUUUUAAUAAGUAACCUAUAAGUUCAUUGAAAAUGUUUAAGGGUCUUGUUGGGUUAGUAACGGGAGCAGCAUCAGGACUUGGAUCUGCCACUGCCCAGCAACUGGUGAAACAAGGAGGCCGUGUUGUAAUAUGUGACCUAGCAACAAGUUCAGGUCAAGAGACAGCCAAACAUUUAGGAGAGAAUGCAACAUUUGUGCCAGUUGAUGUUACGUCAGAGCAGGACGUACGAAAUGCCUUACAGGUGACAUUAGAUAAGUUUGGGCGCCUCGAUGUUGCUGUGAACUGUGCCGGUAUCGCAUCUGCAGCAAGAAUUUAUAACUUUAAAAAAGAACAACCAUUCGACCUUAAAACUUUUCAGAGGACAGUAGAAGUUAAUUUAGUAGGAACAUUCAAUGUGAUACGAUUGGCGGUAGGUCUAAUUGGUAAGAAUGCUCCUGAUAAUGAUGGGCAACGUGGAGUCAUUAUUAACACUGCAAGUGUUGCCGCUUUUGAUGGACAGAUCGGCCAAGCAGCUUAUUCGGCGUCGAAGGCGGGCGUUGUUGGAAUGACGCUACCUAUAGCUAGGGAUCUAUCAAAGCAAGGCAUCAGGGUGGUUACCAUCGCGCCAGGUUUGUUUCGCACUCCGAUGAUGGAACAGCUUCCGGAACCAGCGAUUAAACAGCUGGAGGCUUCGGUACCUUUCCCACCUCGCCUGGGCCACCCAGAAGAGUACGCAUUACUGGUGCAGAGCAUAAUACAAAAUCCUAUGCUCAACGGUGAAACUAUACGUCUCGACGGCUGUAUAAGGAUGCAACCGUAAUUCAGUCUACUAACAAAAUAGUUUUACAAUCAUAAGUAGAUAGAGUUGACUGUGCCAUUAUAAUUUGCACAGAUAUGUAUAUAGAAAUAUUAAAAUGACUGUUAAUGGGCUCAUGAAAUUUUAUUAAAGACAGUAAAAGUUUUAAGGUUGUUCCUGCAUUUAGAAGUUUUACGUUAAAAUGUGAUUUUACUGCAUUUGUCAGUUGUUUAAACGGGAAUUUGUGUAGAAUAUAAUACAAUUGUUUAAUGUAUUUAUCAAUAGUUUUGUAGAUAUGCGAAUAAAGUGUUGAUACUCUUGGUAAAUA
Molecule: messenger RNA, 1278 nt
Organism: Diatraea saccharalis (sugarcane borer)
Lineage: Eukaryota; Metazoa; Arthropoda; Insecta; Lepidoptera; Crambidae
Source: the annotation of a GenBank genome assembly